This is a messenger RNA of Prunus armeniaca (apricot), 294 nucleotides long. NCBI's taxonomy places the organism in Eukaryota, Viridiplantae, Streptophyta, Magnoliopsida, Rosales, Rosaceae. The record is from the annotation of a GenBank genome assembly.
AUGGCUUGGUGGCUGGAGUUGGUUGAAGCGGCUAGGGUUGAGGCGGAGCGGAAGAAGGUGGAGGAGCUAGCUGCAGCCCAGGCCGAAGCCAUAGAGAAGUACAAGGGUUCUAAAGGGUUCAAGACCCUUGUGCUCGAUGCGAUGUGGCGUCCUUCUCCCAUUCCUUUUGGUCUGGAGUUGCUAUUCACAUUCCCUUUGUCUACCAACGCCACGAGUCCUUCUGAUGCCGAGGCGAGGGGAGGUGCCGAUGCCAGUGGAGGUGAGUCGACCCUAGAUGCCAAGGCUACUGUCUAG